UUAAAACGUUCAACCUAAAUUAAACAUAUUGAUGAUCACUUGAAUUAAUAAACAAAUAUUAUUGUUACAUCUGAUUUUUACUUUUAUUUGUUAUGAAAAUCUGAAGUUAUAAUUUUGUUAGUUUUGAGUCUAUUUCUUUUUUUUAACUUAUUACUGGGCUAACAAAAACUGGUUUAUCAAAUGGCUGAGAAUUUGAGAAUUACGGAUCAUGGAGGAAGUGGUGAUUUCUUUGUGAACGACCACCUCAGGCAUCCAUUAAAUUUGCAUUCCGAAGAGCACUAUGGAUUUCGAAUGGAGACAAUUCUACCAGGAGUGGUCGUUUACACCGAAGAUGACGAUGGUGUGGCAAGACUAACUGAAGGCUUUGGCAGACUCAGUUUGAAUCUCGGUGAUAGCGAGCCUGUAACUUCUGACGAUGAAGAACCAAGCACAAGUAAGCAGGAAAACAAAGAAAGCGCGACAAAAUCUGAGGUCAAUGAAAAAGUAUCAAAUACCUUAGAUACUAGCGCAGAUUAAUUGGCCGGUUUAAUAAUGUAAUCCCAUUAAAAUUAUUUGAAAUGUA
This is a messenger RNA of Cimex lectularius (bed bug), 562 nucleotides long. RefSeq lists its product as uncharacterized. The record is from RefSeq and is a predicted model, not a curated record. The transcript has 2 exons. Bases 181 to 516 code for a protein of 111 amino acids. Lineage: Eukaryota; Metazoa; Arthropoda; Insecta; Hemiptera; Cimicidae.